Molecule: messenger RNA, 2255 nt
Organism: Lampris incognitus (smalleye Pacific opah)
Lineage: Eukaryota; Metazoa; Chordata; Actinopteri; Lampriformes; Lampridae
Exons: 5
Coding region: 307-972 (221 amino acids)
Source: RefSeq, a predicted model, not a curated record
ACCGCUUUCAGAAGAGCCCGUUUCAGGAUUUAUCCGGCCAGCCAAUUUGUUUCCUUAAAGAUUAAAAGUUAAUAAUUGCUCAGUAGUUUGUCGUCAAAACACGCCGGUGUUCUUCGGUCCACUGCGUAAAAGCGCACCUUUGUCAACUUUAUGCCAGUCAGCGCGUAAAAGGGCGUGUGCGCGAGAGGGCUCGAGAGGGCCGCUCUGGCCCGUGAAACGGGACUGAAACGGAAUCUGACUUUGGUUUUCUACCGGUCAUGUCUGCAAAGUAAAUGUACAGGAGAGACGCUCUUGUAUAAAGCGGGGAUGGGGAAAAUGCCUUAUUCAACCGCAGUGACGCCAACACCGCCGGUCGAACCAAAGAAGGUUAUUGUGGCUUCCGUAGCCAGUGUAGUGUUUUUUAUAGUAUUCGUGUUGGUGCUGGUGGUCCGCUAUAGAAAGGAUCCUCUGUGCUGCAGGGAGAGGACCGCCUACCAGGGCCGACCACAUUAUACAAAUGCUCCUACCCAGUACCACAGGAGGCACUCAUUGAUUAGCUACGCUUACAACGAACACAGUGCUGCCAUACAGGGUGCUCCUGGACAUCAGCUGGCUGGAGGAUUGUUCAUCAUUGGAAAGCCAAAUGAUUACCAGUUGAAUGGGCCUGUGCCACGGCUGCCUUCCUAUGAGAGUGUACGUAAAAAGGACCGACAGAGGCAGAUCCACUCUAUGAUCGCCCAGCGCUUCGGCCUCAGUGGCUCUUACUGUGAAGAUGAGCUUCCACCAACAUACGAGGGGACCCUCCGUCAGUCUGUUGAAAUAUCUCCUGUGGACUUUCAGACUUUGGACCUGCAGCUGUCGAUCCAUACAAACACACAAAACUCACAACCCAACCAAAACUUGUGCCCCGUUCAGCAGUCAUCACAACAUCAAGGCCCCACUGUGUCCAACCAACUGACACAAAGCUCCAACCUGGGGUCACUGUCUAUUUAAAUGUUGAUCCUAGAUCUGUUGCCAAGCUAGAGGCUGAGGAAGAGCUGGUUACAGAGCCAAGCCAAUGAUAUCAUUGGGGGCAAGAGCAGAGUUUGGGGAAUGACUCCUUUGAGGCAUGGCCAUUGAUAGACGUCUGUGAUUACACUUGUUGGAAUUCCCCUAAUUACAGUUCUGAAGCUGUACUAUCAGAGGGUCCUGGUGACCAGGACAAAUGAAUCAAUUCAUUUCAAUAAUUAAUAUGGACAAGGAUAGUGGCUCGCCCACUGUGCUUCUGCAUUCAGCAGAAGCCACUUCAUGGUGAAAACCUGCAUUGCGUGAAGUGUUAAGUCAGUCUUAAGAUCUCUACUUGGUCGAAGAGUGAGAGAAAGCAAUUGGACGACAACAAAGGGUUAAUUUUUAACCCAGGUCAGAUACCAAGUACAAAAAAUAGAUAAUCCACUUUAACCAAAGGACUGUCUAAACACACCACUUUUUUCUCUUUUUAAAGUGAGAUCAGCUAAAAAUCUCAACAUUCUCAGAUUGUCUUCUGGACUUUAGAUGCUGGAUGACUCGCAACUUUCUCUUAUUAACCAUUACCCGUCCUUCUGUUAGUACACACAUCUGAACACCAACUAUGUACUGUAUGCCUGCUGUGGUUUAUAUAUGCAAUGUUAAAACUCCCAUGCAAAGUGUACCAGGCAUUGUCCACACUCCCCUGCAUACCACAAGUAUUUACAAAAUACCAUCAUUACUGUUCAACUCCUAUUCUUGAUGGAAUAUGUCAAACAGACAAACCCAGUGACCAGAAAAAAAAGGUAUUGAUAUUUACACUUACAGCAAUACUCCUUAGCAUUCACAUUUAGGAUACCAGAGCAAGACUGCCAAUUAUCAGGAAUUUCUUUUCCACAUAUGAGCCUCAUCCUAAACCUCUGUUUAGAUCUGCACUUCAGAAAGUGGUUUUCUUAAAACUGAUUUUUGCUUCUGAACUUAUGCCAAAUUUAUGAGAGGACAGCUAAUAAAUAAAAAUACUCGUUUCAUUUUUUCUACUAUUCUUCUGUGAAGGGCAAUUUCAAUGACAUUUUAAACUUGAAUGAAUAUAAAGCGAGUGAACGGUAUAUUCAUUAAGUUUAGUAUAUAGUGAAUAUUGUAUAGGGCUAACACAAGCUGAUAACAAAAUUCAUUGAGACCUCUCGUGGUUGGUGAUAGAAUUGCAAACUUUUCUCCAAUAACAGCGGGAAUUGUAUUUUAGUCCAUUAAAUAAUUACUGGCAUUAAUCAAUAAAUUCCUUGUAUCAAAGCCAGAGU